Molecule: messenger RNA, 279 nt
Organism: Funneliformis mosseae
Lineage: Eukaryota; Fungi; Glomeromycota; Glomeromycetes; Glomerales; Glomeraceae
Source: the annotation of a GenBank genome assembly
AUGGACACGAUCGUUAGUGGAAAAGAGCGGAUUGUUCGCCUGCAAGAAUGUGUCCAUCCCCGGUGUCCGGCAGGAGAUCAAAUAUACAACACGAGGAGGGACACAAAUGCAGCUACAAACUUCGCUCUAUCUGGAGCAUCGAUCGUUCUAUCUGCUCACCAUCGACCUCUUCCUCCUUUUCGUCAUGAUGCUAAUCACACAAGGUACAAUCUUGCAAACGAGCUCCUUUCAGUCGUGACACAAGAACCGGUUCCCCGCGACUCCAUUCGAGAUGAAUGA